UCUCGUGACGUCAAGUGUGCCAACUGUCGUAAAAGCAGACGGAAGAAGGACAAAGAAGUGAAGGCGGACGCUAAUAAGUCAGUGUUGUUAUUUAUUCGCUAUUAUGUCAAUAUUUAUGUUGUAAAGAGACAUAUUUAACUAUUUAUUUCAGGGCAGAACGUCUCAGUCUGCGAGAAUCUUUGCGUUGCUUUGCUAGUCAGGACUAUAAAGCUGAGAAGCGUCACGUGCUAGUUAGCUUAGCUUGUUAGCUUAGCCUGUUAGCUGCUAACAAAGAAACGCGGACGUUAUCAACACUUCGCUAAGUAGAAAUCAAAUGUGAGAGUAAAGUGUUGUGAUUGUGUGAAAAUGUGCGAAAGAACCAUAGCAAAGUACGAGGAGGAACUUUCCAAAAGAAAAGAGGAGGACAAUCAACUACUGGACGCUGUUUUCAAGAAACAUCAAGUUGUGUUACACAUAAAAGAUGUCCAUCAGCCCCCCCACAUUAAAGAGGAAGAGGAGGAUCCACAGCCCCCCCACAUGAAAGAGGAAGAGGAGGAAGUGUGGAUGAGUCAGGAGGGAGAGUGUCUUCUAGGGCAGGAGGAGGCUGAUGUCAGCAAGUUUCCACUGACUGUUGUCUCUGUGAAGACUGAAGAGCAUGAAGACAAACCACCUGAGUCCUCACAGCUUCAUCACAGUCCAAACGUCCAGCAGCCCCCCCACAUUAAAGAGGAAGAGGAGGAUCCACAGCCCCCCCACAUGAAAGAGGAAGAGGAGGAAGUGUGGAUGAGUCAGGAGGGAGAGUGUCUUCUAGGGCAGGAGGAGGCUGAUGUCAGCAAGUUUCCACUGACUGUUGUCUCUGUGAAGACUGAAGAGCAUGAAGACAAACCACCUGAGUCCUCACAGCUUCAUCACAGUCCAAACGUCCAGCAGGUGUCAGCAGAGAGUCAUGAAGAGAUUCCCUCUAAGCAGCAGGAGUGGAGCUCCAGUGUGGGACAGAAGGAGCUACAGGCCACCUCCCACAUUAAAGAGGAGCAGCUUCAUGAUGAAGAUGAAGCUCAGUCCUUACAGCUUCAUCACAGUCAAAGUGAGGAGAACAGAGGGGCGGAGCUUGUAAGUCAACACAUCACAGAAGCUGAUGGAGAGCAUUGUGAAGAUAUAAAGUCAGAACCAGACAGUCUCUUUGCUCCACUGUCAGACAUGGACCACAUGAUGUCACACUCUUCUGAUCACAGUGACCACAUUCAAGAACCUUUGGAGAGGAAAAAUGACUCUAAAGGUGAUACGAGACAUCACACUAACAACAAACACUUUGACUGCUCUCAAUGUAGGAAGUCAUUUAGACGGAAGACUCAUUUUACAGCACACAUGAGAAUACAUACUGGAGAGAAACCUUUUACUUGCUCUGUUUGUAAGAAGAGUUUCUCCACAAAGGGUAACAUGACCACACACAUGAGAACACAUACUGGAGAGAAACCUUUUACUUGCUCUGUUUGUAAGAAAAGUUUCUCCAGAAAGCUUCUUGUCACCACACACAUGAGAAUACAUACUGGAGAGAAACCUUUUACUUGCUCUGUUUGUAAGAAGAGAUUCUCCACAAAGCAACAAAAGACCACACACAUGAGAAAACACACUGGAGAGAAACCUUUUCCUUGCUCUGUUUGUAAGAAGAGUUUCUCCAUAAAGACACAUAUGAACAUACACAUGAGAACACACACUGGAGAGAAACCUUUUCCUUGCUCUGUUUGUAAGAAGAGUUUCUCAACAAAGCAACACGUGACCACACACUUGAGAACACACACUGGAGAAAAACCUUUUCCUUGCUCAGCUUGUGCUAAAAGAUUCAACACUAAAAAUGAAAUAAAAUUACACAUGAGAACACAUAUUGGUGAUAAACCUUUUACUUGCUCUGUUUGUAAGAGGAGUUUCUCCAGAAAGCAAAACAUGACCAGACACAUGAGAACACACACUGGAGAGAAACCUUUUACUUGCUCAGCGUGUGCUAAAAGAUUCAACACGAAAAAUGAAAUUAUGUUACACAUGAGAAUGCACCCUGGAAAGAAACCAUUUAGUUGUACUGUGUGUGAUAAAACAUUCAGGUAUAAGUAUCAGGUCAGUAAACACAAGUGUGUAACAGUCAUGGAAGCUGCAGGGAUUUAAAAACACUUAAACAGUGAUUGUGCUAAAUGUACUUUAAAAACACAGCAUGUUUAAUAUGAAUGUAUAUUUGAUGUUGUAUGUAGUGCCUCUCAUCUUCUACUGUGAUAUGUUGUCCUGGAAUCACUUUUUAAGUUGUGUGCAUUUAUUAAAUAAUAUAUAAAUAGG
Molecule: messenger RNA, 2301 nt
Organism: Nerophis ophidion (straightnose pipefish)
Lineage: Eukaryota; Metazoa; Chordata; Actinopteri; Syngnathiformes; Syngnathidae
Product: gastrula zinc finger protein XlCGF52.1-like
Exons: 4
Coding region: 346-2136 (596 amino acids)
Biological process (GO): regulation of transcription by RNA polymerase II
Cellular component (GO): nucleus
Molecular function (GO): DNA-binding transcription factor activity, RNA polymerase II-specific; RNA polymerase II cis-regulatory region sequence-specific DNA binding
Source: RefSeq, a predicted model, not a curated record